Asterias rubens (European starfish) is the source of this 1668-nucleotide messenger RNA. RefSeq lists its product as uncharacterized. The record is from RefSeq and is a predicted model, not a curated record. The transcript has 6 exons. Lineage: Eukaryota; Metazoa; Echinodermata; Asteroidea; Forcipulatida; Asteriidae. Bases 252 to 683 code for a protein of 143 amino acids.
GACCGUCGGAGUUGUGGGUUGGCCGUCGGCGUCAGAGUUGCAUGACAAUGGAAUCAAGAACAACAACUGUUAAUGAUGUUGACAUGGUUGAUGUAGUAAACCAAUCCUACCAAGCACCAAGUCAUCAAAGUGGAAUGGAAACUUAUUCGAUUUGAGUCGGGUAGCGUGGCCGGUUGCAGCUGUCAUGGGGACGCAUCAUAAACAUAGAGUGCAUUGCAUCCACCAGGACCCUAGAGUCAACCAUUCGACCCAUGUCAGCUCUCGAGAGAAGACAAGAAAUGUAUGAAGAAGGGGACAGCGUAAUGGCACUGUGGCCUCCAGACACGUCAUGGUAUCCAGCUGUAAUCACCUCCAUAACCAAAGAAGGCUUCACCAGCGAUGAGGACAGCAGUGAUUCAGGUGACUCGUGUGACCCAGCUUUGGAGGACAGUGUUGAUGCCAGAAGGCCACCAACCCAAACGGAUCCAGCUCCAAAAGCUCGACAAGUCAAGCAUCGACAAUUCAAGCGACGCCCCUGGACUGCCCAGGAAAAGAAAGACGUAACCGAGGGCUUGCAGAGAUUCAUUUUGCUGAAGAAGAUUCCAGGAAAACGUGACAUUGAAUCGUCCUGUCCUGUGGCAUUGCAGACCAGAACUUGGAGAAACAUUAAGGACUUUUGUAGAAACACGAUGACACUUAAAUAAAUUUAAGGUCUCAUGCACCACCAAAGUACAGUCAUAACCUCGAGUGACUCUGUAGGCACAGCCAAAUGAUUAGUCUAGACCUUUGGCCUGCCCCCCCCAAAGAACAAGAAAAUCGUGUACCACCCCCAAAAACAUUUCCUAGAAGGCCAGUAUACACAUUCACAUUAGUGAACCGCAAGAAAAAGGAUUCAUGUGUUAUGUCCUCACAUCGAUAGGUACCAUUCGACUUUUGGCAAUGUCCUCCAUUGGAUAGUAUGAAAAGUAUGUCCUCAAUCUGCAGUGUACACAUGUAUUGGUGUGUGUGCGUGUGUAAUUGUGUUAUGGUGUAAUUUGUGUGUGCGUGCAUGGUGUUAUGGUAUUGUGAUUUGUGUGUGCGUGCAAGCAUGCAUUAGGAUAUGUGUUGGCCUACAGGUUAUAACUAAGAAUGACUCAAAACUUUUUAUUUGGAUUGGUCUUGGAACCCCCCAAGUUUAAUCUCCAAUUUCGUUUAAUCACCCAAGGCCAUCUAUUAAUAAAAGACAGUGAGUCAAAACUAGCGAAACAUGGGAAUACAUAACUUUCAUAUCUUAGAUCUGUAACAACACCAAAAACUAUUAUUUAGUCUCAACUUGGUGAAGAGAGUUAAAUAACUAACAGCAACUUUAGCAGUGGCAAUUUCUAUACAGUUUCAAGAAUUGCAAGGUUAUUGAAAAGCAAAAUUCUCCUUCAAUCAUGUCAAAACUUUCACUUCAAAACUUUAAAGAAAGAGUGGUCUAUUAUGAAAUAAAAUCACAAUGAAUUUAGUCUGCAAACUUCUACUUCUUGAUUUGGCAAUGUUCAGUUUUGAGGUAAAAGGAAUGAUAAAACUUACGGUUUCUCAAUGCGUAGUAUUAUUGGGUUGUGCCGGUUAGGUCUGCUGGCCCUCAUACAUGUUUCAGCUGGCUUGCGGCAAUACCGCGUUAAACUUUUAAUGACUUGCCUCAGUGGCUGAUUUCACUGAGCUUUG